AUGGGUCAAAAGAUUCACGCUUUUAUGUUCCCAUGGUUCGCUUUUGGUCAUAUGACUCCAUACUUGCAUCUAGCCAACAAGUUAGCUGAGAAAGGCCACAGAGUCACUUUCUUGUUACCCAAGAAAGCUCAAAAGCAACUUGAACAUCUUAAUCUGUUCCCAGACAGCAUCGUCUUUCACCCUAUUACUAUUCCUCAUGUUGAUGGUCUCCCUGCUGGCGCCGAGACGCCCUCAGAUAUCCACGUCUCGUUGUGGAGGUUCUUGUCCACAGCCAUGGAUCUCACACGCGAUCAGAUGGAAGCCGCGGUUCGUGCCUUGAAACCAGACCUGAUCUUGUUCGAUCUUGCUCACUGGGUUCCCGAAGUGGCGAAAGAGUUUGGACUCAAGAGCAUGCUGUACAACGUGAUAUCAGCUACAUCAAUAGCUCAUGACCUUGUCCCUGGUGGUGAACUUGGAGUUCCUCCACCUGGUUAUCCUUCGUCAAAGCUGUUGUUCCGCGGACACCAUGCUCACGCCUUGUUGUCCUUCUCCGUCUACUACAAGAGGUUUUAUUACCGGCUCACCACAGGUCUUACGAACUGUGAUUUCAUUUCGAUUAGGACAUGCAAAGAAAUCGAAGGUAAGUUCUGCGACUAUAUAGCGCGUCAAUACCAGAAGAACGUUCUCUUGACGGGUCCAAUGCUUCCUGAGCCAGACAAGAGUAAGCCACUUGAAGAACGAUGGUUUCAUUGGCUUAGCGGGUUUGAAAAGGGCUCUGUAGUGUUCUGUGCAUUGGGAAGUCAGAUCACUUUGGAGAAAGACCAGUUCCAAGAACUCUGUUUAGGAAUGGAGCUCACUGGCUUACCGUUUCUUGUGGCAGUAACGCCACCAAAAGGCGAAAAGACGAUUCAAGAAGCGUUACCAGAAGGGUUCGAGGAGAGGGUUAAGGGUCGUGGAGUGGUUUGGGGAGAAUGGGUGCAGCAACCAUUGAUAUUGGCUCAUUCAUCAGUAGGCUGCUUCGUGAGCCAUUGUGGGUUUGGGUCAAUGUGGGAGUCUCUGAUGAGUGAUUGCCAAAUAGUCUUGCUUCCAUAUUUGGCCGAUCAAGUUCUCAACACGAGAUUGUUGACUGAUGAACUCGAGGUUUCGGUUGAAGUGGAAAGAGAAGAAACAGGUUGGUUCUCCAAGGAGAGCUUGAGUGUUGCAGUCACCUCUGUGAUGGAUAAAGAUAGCGAGAUCGGGAAUCUGGUGAGGAGGAACCAUUCCAAGUUGAAGGAGGUCGUGGUUAGUCCGGGAUUGUUAACCAGUUACACCGACAAGUUUGUUGACACUUUGGAGAAUCUACUCAACGAUGCAUAUCUUGAAUGA
Messenger RNA from Thlaspi arvense, 1344 nucleotides. NCBI's taxonomy places the organism in Eukaryota, Viridiplantae, Streptophyta, Magnoliopsida, Brassicales, Brassicaceae. The record is from the annotation of a GenBank genome assembly.